Exaiptasia diaphana is the source of this 477-nucleotide messenger RNA. RefSeq lists its product as uncharacterized. Lineage: Eukaryota; Metazoa; Cnidaria; Anthozoa; Actiniaria; Aiptasiidae. The record is from RefSeq and is a predicted model, not a curated record.
GAGUUUGGUUGUGUUUCAGUUUGAAUCAGUAUUAUCUUGGUUUAAUCGGUAAAACAACACUAAAAACCCACAAUGGAUGAAGAUAUGGACUGGAAUAUAGACCCAGAAUCUAAAGAACCGAAAGAACGGCAGAGGAAGCCUCGCAAUCAUGCAGGCCCGCUACCAAAGGCCAUUUAUGAUUUGUUCCUCACUGCUGUUCGCGCCAAGAAAUUAAACAAAACUCAAUAUCCAAGUGGUCCAGAGUUAAAGGCGAUUGGUUUCCCGAAACCGAUAGGAGGACACACAAGAAGAGAGAGAUUUAAACACUGGGCCGAGAGAAUGGACUGUGCGUACAAUCCAGAGACGGGAACUGACAGUUUAAUUCAUAAAAGAACUGGGAAAAUUAUUAUUCCGUUAGAAGAAUUUGAAAAUGUUAUUCGUGGGAUUCAUGAAAAUAAUGGCGAAAAACAUAAUGAUCUCAAAACAACCUUGAGUGUC